Molecule: messenger RNA, 318 nt
Organism: Pongo pygmaeus (Bornean orangutan)
Lineage: Eukaryota; Metazoa; Chordata; Mammalia; Primates; Hominidae
Gene: KRTAP19-8
Product: keratin associated protein 19-8
Exons: 1
Coding region: 34-225 (63 amino acids)
Source: RefSeq, a predicted model, not a curated record
UUGACCUCCAAACACAUCUGCAGUUGCUGAACCAUGAGCUACUACAGAAGCUAUUAUGGAGGCGUGGGCUAUGGCUAUGGAGGCUUUGGUGGCUGGGUCUAUGGCUAUGGCUGCGGCUAUGGCAGCUUCCGCAGGUUGGGCUAUGGCUUUGGCUACGGAGGCUAUGGAUUCAGCUGCUGCCGACCAUUAUACUACGGAGGAUAUGGAUUCUCUACCUUCUACUGAAGAGUGAACUCAUUCUUUGGAUCACUAGAAUCUGUCUAUCAUCCUGACUUAAUUCUCCUUUCAGGUCUUUUUACCCCUUCUGUCAAUUGCGCA